Messenger RNA from Pestalotiopsis fici W106-1, 3180 nucleotides. RefSeq lists its product as uncharacterized. Bases 1 to 3180 code for a protein of 1059 amino acids. Gene Ontology annotation, molecular function: protein binding. The record is from RefSeq and is a predicted model, not a curated record. NCBI's taxonomy places the organism in Eukaryota, Fungi, Ascomycota, Sordariomycetes, Amphisphaeriales, Sporocadaceae. The transcript is spliced from 4 exons.
AUGCAGGAGCCGAAGAGAGUAUGGCCCGGCACGCUCACUGCCAAAAGGCGUCACAAUAAGAACACCAUCGCCGGUGCCGUCAAGCAGAUCAUGGGUUCCAACAACGGGUAUGACAAGCGUGACGGAUGUACUUCCGAUUCUUUAUUCAAGAAAUUCGGUGUACCAAGAACCCCUUGGGCUAGACAAAUUGCCGUCUCGGUGGAAGAGAUCAGACUUCACUUGCCCUUCAAUAAGUUCGCAGAAACGAUCGCACUCAGUUAUGGCAUCAACUCGUCGACCUCACCGUCGCCUAUAUAUGCAGGUGCCCACCACUCAUCACCAGGAUCAGUGCAGUCGUCAGCGCAUUCUGAUGUUCUCACAACCUACCAAACGCUUGGUAUUUCCAACAAGAACAUCGUAUUACAGCCAAAGACAGUGGUGGAAGAGCACCGACAAGACCGCCUCGCUGCCCGCAACAUCGCAUUUGUCGGCGGAAAAUUUGAAUUCGAGAAGUUGAUGCGCGUGUUCUUUGUGCUCUCAAAUAAACAGAAAAUACACCUACAGGAAGCCAUCGAAAUCCUUGAAUGGAUAGAAUCUGCCGAGUUUAGUGUUCUUAAAUCCCUCUUCACACUUCCACUGUAUACAGUGGCAGCUGCUUGGGAACAAUUGGCAGACAUUUCUCUUGUCCUGAGACGUCCAGAUGCAUUUUCAAAGCUCCUCCAGGCAGGUCUAGCAAUCCGAAAUGGUGAAUGGCUAAAGGCUAGAGCCAGCAGGGUCCUAGGAAUAGCCAUAUGGCUUGGCUUGAGACAAUGGCAGCGGAACUUACUGGAAAAUGGGUUGUCACCUGCUGGAAUCGUCGCUGAAAGUCAUUGGUUGACGUUCUCUAAUGACGAUACACCUUUCAUCUUCUUUGAUCUUACAUUUCCUAGAACGCCCCUACAAGUCGCCGUACGACGAUCAGAUGCGGAUACACUCAUGACGCUCAUUCGAUAUGGUAUCUGCCCCAAUAAAUAUGACACUCGAUUGAUGGCAACAGUAUUAUUCGAACAAGAUCCUGGUAGUAAUCCUGCUGAACAGAUUCGUUGCCUUGAACUGUUGCUAGAAGCAGGAUCACCUGUGGACUUCGAGUUGAAAAAUAGCCUCCAGACCCAGGGAGAAACCUCCAUCGAACGACUCGGGUGGUAUCCGAAAGGACCCAAUUGGUUCUCAGACAACUUAUGGUAUCACGCAAAGAGAAAAAGACAUUUGCAACAGGCAUUCGAUCUAGUAUCUCAGCACAGCAAACGAGACAGAGACUCUCUAACCGUCCCGGGGUUGCAUGAUGCAGCAUCACGUGGCUGUAGUGAGCUUUUACGAUACCUCAAUAGUCGAGCCAAUCCAUCGGGCACGGAUCGGAACGUUCUCCUCGAGAUUGCGUUAUCUCAAGCGGCAUCUAGAGGAGAGUUAAAACCUUUUGAAAUCUUUCUCCAAAUAGGGGUUGACCCAAAUGCUCGAGAGAUCUAUACUGAAACUUUACGAAGCUCCACCAAGUCUCGUCGAUAUAUCUAUGGUCUAAGCGACCCCACGUUGGAAAAACCAUUUUGGUACUUUGAGAACAAGGAGUACCUGGCAGAAACUUAUGUCCCAGCCUAUCAAGCAUCACUGAAAUUACAUAUGAUUUUGCUCAAGAUUCUCUUCGAGGCUGGAGCCGAUCAAAACCAGGCAAACCUUGUUGAUGCUCUCCUGAGUAACGGAAAAGCCGACUGGAGCGACCUCUUUGCCAGCAAAUAUCCAGAUGGCCUGAUUCAUCAUGGAAUUGUUGAUGAUGCUCAAGAAUUGGCUCCGAAAAGAGUCAACGAGAUAUACGACUUUUUACUUAGAGAAGGCUUUGAUAUCCAGCUUCACGGCAGCAAAGCCAUGGUGAAUGCAAUCAUGCGCUGGGGGGAAAGAGAGCUCAAAGUGGCUUGCUUGCAAUUGGACUGGCUCCAUUCAAAAGGAGUCGGGUGGGACGCCGAUUUUGAGGGGUGUAACUUGAUACACUUGGCAGUGAGGCAACGAUGCGAUCUUAAUUUUGUCCGCUUUCUAGUGGCACGUGGUGUGAAAGUUCAUUCAACCCCGUGUCAUCAAAACUCAACGAUGCUUCAUGACGCCUUGUACGCGGUAUGCUCGCUCGAUGUCAUCGAUUUCCUGUUACAGAACGGCUGCGAUGUCAACGAUCAAUCCUACGGUGGCAGAUUGAUUCUACAGCCGGCCUUAUUCUAUGACAGGCGGGGUGGCACAGCUGCUACUUGUGCUGCAACCUGCAAGAAAUUGAUGGAAGCCGGCGCGACAAUAGUUCCACAUUGUCAAGCAGUCCCUUUUCACACCAAAUCACCAUCAAGACUGCUAUCAGAACUGAUCGAGCUCCCCGAUAUUGGAGAUGAUUCCAUAAUCAACAUGCUGGAAUUAGGUACGACAAUCCCUGUUUGUUACGAUCUCAAAUAUCCCAUGAAAGAAGAAGACUUCUUCGGCCCCUUGGAGACUGCGAUAGCGGCUGGGAGGUUGAAUCUGGCCGAGGAGUUACUGUGCCAUGGGGAGAGAGUGCAUGAUGCUUCCUUACUCAUCUCAACGGUCCAAAGAUCAAUUACUCGAUUGUGCAUAGAGUCACCGGAAAACCACACAGCGAAAGAUUUCAUGACUCGUUUCAUCACAUCGGGGCCGGACAUCAAUUCUCUUGGGGUGAAGGGUCUCAAUUCAUUACACAUUGCAGCCCAAGAAGGUUCUCUCAACAUUGCCGCUAUACUUCUCGAGAAUGGAGCUGACCCUAAUACCCCGAUCAAAAGAGUAGAAUUUUGUGUGUAUGAACCAAUAAUUGAAUGUGUAUUUCGACAUCAUUCGAAGGGCGAAAUCGAUCCUGACGAAGGAAUCGCUUUUGACGCCCAGGGCCGGCCAAAAUUCCCCAUAUAUAUCCACGGGCCCGUCCGGGAACCUCGAGCUCUUGAUGUGGCCGCAUUCCAUGGGAGAUUGGACAUGGUGCAGCUACUGCUCAACGUAGGGGGUAUAAGUGGUCAAGCAGAGGUAACACCAUAUGAUGGAGCUAUUGAUUCUGCCCGGCACAACAAGCACAACGCAAUUGUGUGUUUUUUGGAGAAGGCAGCUGUCCAUUUCUUGAGUACUGGAGAAUUGCCGAGUAUGAGCGACAAUGGCCAGGAUCAUGGGCUGCUCAAUUAUGAUCUGCAAUAG